Messenger RNA from Ambispora leptoticha, 2718 nucleotides. The record is from the annotation of a GenBank genome assembly. NCBI's taxonomy places the organism in Eukaryota, Fungi, Glomeromycota, Glomeromycetes, Archaeosporales, Ambisporaceae.
AUGUCAUCCAUCAUGUGUAAAAACAAACGAAACUAUUCAACUGAUGCAUCAACAAAUAAUGAAAAUCAUACUAAGAAAACUGUGGCAAUAGAAAGUUCGGCUGUUAAGGAACAAAUACUUUCUAAGACACUGAAAUCGAAUGUUAUUGAGGACUAUUGGCAUGAUAUCGAGUCUUAUAUCCACGAGCCUGGCUUUUUUCAUUUUGAUGGGCCGGAUUCUCUGUCUACCAUGAGGGACCCCAAAUUCAUACGAAAGUUGAUUUCCGGUGCUAUUUCUCAAAAACGAACGGAGGGAGACUUAUUACCUAGCAUCUUUGCCAAAAGAUGCUGUGAACUAUACGAGAAAUUGGAUAAGGAAGGAAGAAUCUUGUUUAUGGGAGUGUUAGCUCGUGAAUUUGGAGUACCACAAGACGAAUCACUAAAAGCCGCACAAAACUACAUUGAAGCUACCAGAGAAGACAAGACAGCCAAUGCAGUUCUUCGCGCCGAACAACUACUUCGUCAUGUUUUAGUACCUUACCAUAAUAUUUUCUUUGACCGUGUGAAUGAUUUGCCAGACGGGACAAAGUUUCUGUUAGACUUCCGCACGGAAUUGCUUACUACUAUUAAUGUGCGAGAAUAUGAAGAUAAUACGUAUUUGAUGGCACUAAAUAAUUCAUUAAAAGAAAAACUUAGAGGUUGGCUGAUUGGAUUUUCGGAACUUGAGCGAAUCACGUGGAAAUCGCCAGCAAUUCUUCUGGAAAAGACGAGUCGGACCUGGCGUCUUUUUGGAUACUUUUAUCGAACUAUACCACACGAGCCUCUUGUUUUUGUACAAAUAGCACUAACUAGUGAAUUAUCUGGAAAUGUUCAGACUAUAUUAAACGACCGAUCACCCGUGACACCUGAUCACCCUCAAUAUGCAAUAUUUUAUUCAAUAACCAGCCAACCUGGUCUAUCGGGCAUUGAACUAGGAAGUUUCCUACUGAAGCGAGUUAUAAUUGAAUUACAAAAAGAAUUUCCUAGCAUUCAUACUUUUUCUACACUUAGUCCAAUUCCUGGAUUUCGUAACUGGUUAGAAACAACACUCGAACUUGAAGGUACUAAUAUCUUUUUGAGCGGCGAAGAGGAUAGAAUAAAGACCCUUGCAAAUCAAGUAUCAACUGAUUCCGCAAUUGAUGAUGGUGUCAAGAUACUAAAAGACAUUCUAAAGUCUAAUGAGUGGGCACAUAAUGAGACGAGUAAUGAGAUUCUGAAACCUGUUCUAUUGAGAUUAUGUUCCAGGUAUAUUUUGACUGAAAAGCGUCGUAAUCUAGCGCGCGAUCCAGUUGCUAACUUUCAUAUAAGAAACGGCGCAUGUAUACAUCGAAUAAAUUGGUUAAGCGAUACUUCAGACAAAGGAUUCGAGCAGUCAUUUGGAAUCAUGAUCAAUUAUAAUUACGUGACUUCCCGAAUCGAAGAGAACAACCUGAAAUAUCUUCGUGAUGGAACAGUCACUUUAUCUUCUAAUGAAGAUUUAUUUUUGAAUGAAGAAGCUGCGAGAUCGUCCGCUAAAAUUGAGCGCUUGAUAAUACGUGAUACUGAAGAUCAUCUUAUCAGAAUACCAUUUCAGAAAUAUGAGCCUGUAACACGGAAACUUUUAAAGAGACGGCUUCGAAAAGCAAAAUCAACUUUUUCUUCGGGAACCUUUUAUUCGCCAAUACAAGUAGGAAACCCACCACAAAAAUUUCAUGUACAAUUUGAUACAGGAUCUGCAGAGUUAUGGUUACCUUCUAUAGAAUGCAAAUCAGCUGUAUGCCAAUCCCGCGGGUUAUUCGAUCCAUUCAAAUCAAGUACAUGCAUAAUGGAAAGACAUUCAUUAUGGGACAUAGAAUACGCGGAUGGUGACAAAGCAGAAGGAUAUUAUGUACAAGAUACAAUAUGGAUUGGGGGAGCAAAAGCAGAUAAUCAAACAUUUGGACUCGCAUUAACAGAAUCAGAUGGUUGGAAAGAUCAAGAAAAAAUUGACGGAGUAUUUGGACUUGGAUUCUCAUUCAAUAAUGCUGAUAUUCACAUACCGGUAACACCGAUAGAAACUCUCUUCAAUCAAUAUCAAAUCUCUAAACGAGUAUUUGCGGUUUAUUUUCAACAACCUAACUCUAAACAUGGGGAAUACACUUUUGGCGGAAUAGAUAGAACACAGUACAACGGAAAAAUCAAUUGGGUCCAUCUUUCAAAACACAUUGAUACGGAUUGGAUAAUACCGAUUGAUGAAUUGAUUCUUUACCCUUCUUCUAUAGCUGCUUAUUUCCCGGUAGAUUCUUUUGACUACCAGUCGGAAGACGACCAAAAUGGUGUGUAUAUUGGAAGCGGACACGCGCUAAUUGAUACUGGUACGACUUCGAUUAUCUUACCAAGUGCAAUUGUGCAUGAAUUUCAUACGAGUAUACCACAAGCACGAUACGAUGGCGAAACGAACUUAUGGGCAUUUCCGUGCUCGUUUAAAGAAAGCGACGGGAUUGCUGCUACGGUGGUGUUGGCGAAACGUGAGUUUAAUGUACCGUGGAAGAAGGUUGUUGGUGAAGUUUCGUGGAAAAAAGAAGAGAUGGCUGGAGUUAUUGAUGAAGAUUAUUGUGAGAGUUGGGUGAAUGCUAUGGAUGAAGAUGAUAAUGAAUGGAUACUCGGCGCUGCGUUCUUGACCACUACAUAUACGGUUUUUGACAUGGACUCGAAAAAAAUUGGUUUCGCAACCCCAAAUUAA